Messenger RNA from Sapajus apella (tufted capuchin), 12099 nucleotides. RefSeq names its product DNA polymerase nu (gene POLN). Bases 7647 to 10151 code for a protein of 834 amino acids. Gene Ontology annotation, biological process: DNA-templated DNA replication; double-strand break repair. The transcript has 21 exons. NCBI's taxonomy places the organism in Eukaryota, Metazoa, Chordata, Mammalia, Primates, Cebidae. The record is from RefSeq and is a predicted model, not a curated record. Gene Ontology annotation, molecular function: DNA-directed DNA polymerase activity; DNA binding.
CUUUCAAAAACAAAAGGUAGAUAAGAGACAAAAGGUUUCAUUCUUUUGAGUUCUUGAUCAGCCUUCCACUGAAUACACAAUUUAGUGAAUCUGUUUUUACAGAAGCAAUAGGGGAGAGAAAGUCAGAUACACAUCUGUCUCAGGUGAACCUCAGAGGGAUAGAAUUUGACUUUGAAUAGAAUGGGAGGCAGGUUUGCCCUAAGCAGUUUCCACCUUGACGUUUCCCUUUACCUUAGUGACUUGGAGUUCCCAAGAUUUAUUUUCCUUUCACAGCCAUCUCUACAAAUAAAUUAGUGGGGCAUGAUGGACUGUUUGGGUGGCUGUAAUCCUAAGUAUUUGGUUGCCUGAGGAAGGGUGAUUGUCAUUUGAGUUUGUGAGGUGGAGGUUGCAAGGAGCUGAGAUUAUGCCACUGCACUCCAGCCUGGGUAACAGAGUGAGACCCUGUUUCAAAAAAAUAUAAUACAUUUUAUUUAAAACAUAAAUCUUGAGUAUUGGAUACCUCUGAGACCUGCAGAAAUGGCCCCACUCUGAGCGCUUCCCCCAACCUUUGCUUGAAAACAAUGCAGAGCUUCUGUCUUGAAAAAUAAGACAUGCUCCCUUAUUAUUUUGUAAUACUUUAGGAAAAGUUUUUAGGGUGGUGAGGGGGGAACAGAAAAAACAAACAAACUUCAUAAUUCCCCACAUCUUUUUGUAUAGUUAUACAUAUGUCAUUUUAUAUGAAAUUGUGAAGAGAUUCAUAAAUGUAUUCUUCAGACUUUUUCUUUUUUGCUGUCACCUCCUCUCCUGGUCAUUAAGUCACGAAAUAACCCAGCCGAAAAGUAUUGGACCUGUUACAGAAGUGUAUGAGAUAGUCCAGUCAGGGGACAGAAACCAUCGAGUAAUUUGAACAGGGAAUGUUUAAGGCAUUAAUAACUAGCAGGAUUAGCUACCAAGGAAUAAAGCAAUAGCAGACACAGGGAGCAGCUUCCUCGCCUAGGGCUAAAGUGAGGUGCUGAAGGAAGGGACAAAUUUAGUAGAAUUACUCCCCUCAAGACAGAUUCAGAUUGUCAGGGGGUAUGGAUAUAGCCAAGAAGUUGGCUAAAGUGCCCCAUCAGUCUGGCAAGUGGGAACCCACCUAUGGGGUAUCACUGAACUCACUGAGAAGUUGGCAGGGGUGCCCAUGAAACUCGGUAGGAAGCUGCCCACAGGGAUUGACUGAAACUUGCUGAAAAGCUGGCUAGAAUGUCUGCGGAAGUAGCUGGGGAGUGGCCAGAGGGGCUGCUCCUGGGUGUCUAGUACACUAGCUAGGAGCUGCAGGAGCGAGAAGAAAGAGAAGCACACUAACCAGAGGCCCCUUCUCUGGCAGUAUCCAUCUAGCACCCUCUGCUGACAGUGCUAAAAAUUGUGCCAGGUGGCAAAGGAGGUGUAUUUUCAGUAGUGCAUGCUGUGUGACGAGGGGUGAAGUUGUAGCUGAGAAGCAGUAUGUUGAUAACUGGCACAGGGACGAAAGAGAUUCUACUCCAAAGGAACUAUAGGAUCUAACAGGCCAUAUACAAGCAGGCCUGGGAGAGUACCUAUGGGUGGGCUGGGUCUAAGGGUGCUGGAUCAAGGCAGGUGGAACUAAGGUUGGAUAAGGGAGAGUUUAUUGAUGUGGGAUCACUUCAGAGACACUAGAUUUGAGCAUCCAAUGAAGAUUCUAAGUGAUGGUGCUAACAUACCACCGGGAUGACUCUUAGUUCCUUGUAGGAGAGGGUUCACACUAAGUAGAAACGUUAGAACUGCCAGGGCAGAUGGUAAAAGAAGGCAUAGAAAGCCAGGAGAGGUGACCAUGCUAGGAUGGCCAUAUUGUGGAGGGCUGGGAAACUCAGCAGGUAACAAUGUUCUGCAGAAGGGCACUCUGGGUGCUGUAUUUACCAAAGCAAUCAUGAGUGUGCUGAUGAGGGAGUGGGCAGCAUCAGCUUCACUGACAGUCUCAGUGGUGUCCUCUGUGGACCAGGGCUGAUGAUAGGAGAUGCCUCCUGAUAACAGGGAGGGAGAUAGGAUCCUGACAUAGAGGCCAGGUGGUGGUGCCUGUCAGAAGCAGGGUAGGCAUAGUUCUCAUAAAGUGACUUGAGACCUGGAACUGACUGACUGAAGGAAAGCCCAGGUCCCCAGGAAGAAGGACUGUGCAAGUGUAUAUGGCAGUUUUUCCUCCUGUCUUUCCCCCAGGGGAACCUGUGGCCAUUUACUCUGGGAACUUAUACAUGGGGGGAGGGGAAAUACUGAAACAUUCCUAUGAUAUUGAUACCUGGAGACCUAGAGUAUCACCAUAGUUCCUCUGUUGGAGGCAUGAGGACUCAAGCAAUAAAUGGAAUCUUGACCCAAAUUACAUCAUAAUGGGAGGGCUCACUCCAAAGCCAUUUUUCAAGUCCCCAAAUGUUAUUUGGAAUGAACAGACUAUUAGAAGAACCCUCAGAUACUGGUUCCUUGGCCUGAGGAUAAGAGCUCCCAUAGUGAGUAAGCUAAAGUGGAUAACGCUGAAACUGCCUUCCCAGCAAAGAUAGUGAAUUAUAGCAAUAUAGCAACCUAGGAGAAAUGGCAGAAGUUAGUGCCAUCUUUAAACACAGGAUUCAGGGCACAGGGUGGUCCCUGUCAUAUAUUCACUUAAUUAGGUGCCUACAGAAGUCAGAUCCUACAGAAUAACAAUUGACACCACAAAUAGUUAUGACCAAGUUAUAGCCCUAAUGACAGCUGCUGGGCUGGAUAUGGCAUAUGCAAUUAACAAGGCCUCAGGUAUAUGAAAUGCAGUUAUCAAUUUGGUGAACAUAUUCUUUGCCAUCCCUGCAGAAGUAUUCACUCUGAAUGGACAAUAUAAAUUUGCACCUUGCCCCAGGGCUAUGUUAUCCAGCCACCCACUGUUUUGAUGCCAUCAUGCCAAUCAGACAGCAUAAGCAAGAAAUGGCAAGUUUGUUAGAUGUCUUGCUGUCCAACACAUGGGAGAUAAACUCACAGAUAUUCUGGGCCCCACCACAACCAUGAAGUUUUUGGAAGUUCCGGUGGUCUGGGGGUAUGUAGGAUGACCGCUUGCAAGUAAAGGACAAGUUAGUGCCUUUUUUUUUUUUUAAAGAGACUAUCUCACUGUGUUGUCCAGGCUAGCCUCAAGCUCUUGGGGGCAAAGUGAUCUGCUUCAAUCUCCUGAGUAGCUGGAGCUACAAGUGCACACCUGGCUAAAUUACUGCAUUUUUAAGAAUGACGAUGCCAACUGGCAAAAUCAUCCUGCAACGUGGUUAAUCACAUUGACGGUUAAGAAUGAAGCAUGACACCUGAUAGGCAUCUCUGGGUUUGGGGAGUGGAGGCAGCAUAUUCCACAUUUGGGAAUACUGACUGCAUAGGAAAGCAUCCUGUAAGAGGCCUAGGCUGUGAAGCAAGUGGCCCAGGUACUUAGACUUCUAGCCCAAUGGACCUUGUGAUGUUAGAGGCAUCUGUAGUGGGAAAAGAUGCAGUGUGAAGCUCAAGGCAAACUCCUAGAACUCUGGACCACGGCAAUGCCAUCUGCAGAAAAUUAUAAAUAAACAAAGCUGUCAUGCUACUGGCCCCUGUAGAGAUGGAGCAUGAGGCCAUGGUGAUAUCAAGUGACCAUGAGCCAGAACUGCCAGCAUGAGCUGGUCCUGUCAGACCCACCAAGAGGUAAGUGUGCAGCUGUUCAUUGCAAGUUGGAAGUGGCCCAUUUAGUAUUACCUACAAGCAGGCACAAACAACCAAGCUUCUUGUGUGGCCCACAGCCCAUGACAUCAUCGGUGCUGGCACUGGUACUUCUAAAGGGGCAGCCUGAAGACCAGCUGGUGGAGGCAGGAAAGUUCGAGCUUGGUUCAUGGUGAGUAGGCUCUGAACAGCCUGAUUUAAGCAGCCCUGGAAGACAGUGCUCAGGGAAAACCCAAUAGGUAGAACUUUGGGUGGUACCCUUGACUACCUACUUCAUGUGGAAGGAGUAGUGGCCCCAAUGUUAACACAUUUGGAACUCUUGGGCAAUGGUUAGUGGCUUGACAGGUUGCUCAGGUACCUGCAAUAAGGAAGAUGGGAAGAUGAGGGACUUCCUGGAGUAAGGCAUGUGGAGGGAUCUUUGGCAACAUGAAGUACCUCCCACCCAAGAACAUUUACCAUGAGGACAUGCCAAACCACAUUCAUGGGAUGGCUUGACCAAUUGACAUUACUAGCCUCUGCCAUCUCCUGUGCCCGUCCUGGCACACUGGGCUCUCUCAUGGAGUAACCAUGGGGUGGGUAGAGGCUGUGCGUGGCCCAUAGCAUGGUGCUCUCCCUUACCAGAGCUCACCUAGCUAUUUCUCUGCCGAACAUCCUGUCUUCCAACAACAAAGACCAAACACUGAGUCCCCAGUUGCAGCUUCCUUGGAGGGAAACAGUCAUUUGACAACAUUGAACCCCUUAUGCCGUAGAAGGUACAGUGAUUCAUCUUGGCUGGAACCAACACGUGUUACAGGCAUGGGUGUGCCUUUCCCAUUCUCAUGGAUUCAGUCAGCUCCAUCAUCCGAGUUUCACAGAGCGUUUGAUCCACAGGAUCCUGCACAUGGCCAAGGAACUACGCCAGUGGGCACUGGGAGGGGGAGCCACUGGCUGCCUCACAGCUGCACACCAAGAAGCUGCCAACCUGAUGGAACAGCAGGAUGGUCUGUGGAAGGCCCAGCUCACCUCAUAUGUAGCCUGGAGGUGACACCUGCGAUGAAGCAGUCACCUCUGGGGUGUAGUCUGCACUGCAGAUCACUGACCACUACGUGGUGCAGUGUCCUCGGUUUGUGUAAUAAAUGGGCCUGGGAACAAAAAUGUGAAAGUCAUCACUCCCAGUGACCCACUUAGAAAUCUGUAUUUCUACCCCACAUGCCUCUGGGUUCUUAAGGUUUAAAGGUCUUGACUCUCAAAGGGAAAACCUUUGCAGCAGGGGCACAGGAAGAAUGCCACUUAAUUUCCAGCUGUGGCUGCUGCCUGGUCAUUUCGAGCUCCUUGUGCCAAGAAACUGGCUGGCAAGGAAUGUAACUUCCAUCUUCUAGGGUGACUGACCGUGGGCACCAGGAGGAGGUAGAGCUGCUACUACAUAACUGGGGGCAGGGGAAGCACCCAGGUAAUGUGGUUGGCCACCUCAUGGUCUCCUGCCCACAUUUGAUGGCAAAUGCAGGACCUAUGGCCAGAGAAGGGCAUGGUGGCCCAGGGUUUACCUCUCAGGGAUGAGAGUUUGGGUUAUCUGAUCAGGUAAGCUAAGCUACAUAGAUCAGUAGGGGAGAUAGGCAAGGGUGAGGAGACCCUAGCAUGGGCAGUAGAGGAAGGAGAUGAAUGAAAUUUGCAACCUCGAAGCCAGCUGCAGCAACAAGAUGUAGUUUUAUCCCAGUACCUUCCUUUUAUAAAUUUCCCCAGGAAAAGGCCCACCAGAAUCCUGCCAGACUGCACCCAGAAUGUCUCUGAAGCAAGUGGCCAUGAGCAGCGCAGUGUGGACUGUAGUAAGCGCUGUGGCAGCCAUAUUCCCCCUUUAGUACUGAAGCACUGUCCCUGCUCCUGGGACAACCCCUCCCCUUGAUUGCCUGGCUACAAAGAGCUUCUUUGCCCAUGGGCCCACCACUUCCCCAGGAAUGACUGGUCCAGUGACUAGUUUGUGCUGGGGUAUAAAAGCCCAGCUCCCUUGCCCCAGUGGGAGACACCUCUGCAGGACCAUGCUCUGCCCAGGGCAGGCCUUUGAGUGGCUACAUCCUAACCAUUGUCGUCCUUGGUUGGGUUCUGCUUCCUUCACUCUCCAAUCACCUUUUCAAAUGCAAGCCUUCAUCACAGAAGUGGUCUCCCAGGGGACCCAACCUGUGCCAGUGUAUGUGCCUAACAUCUUCAUGUGCAUAAAUGGGGAGAUUUGGUCAUUAUUUCUUAAAAUGAGGUCAUCGCCUUCAGCCAACCUAUAAUUGGGAGUCAUUUUCCCCCCCAGCAAUCUAUGUUUUAACAAGGUCAUUCUUUUUAGUGGAUAGUGUGUAAUUUAUUUCUCAGUUUUCUUCUGAUUGGUAUCUAUUUUCAGUCCUUUGUCGUAAUGGACAAAGGUCUGAAACGUUUUGAUUUAAACCUGUUUACUGUUGGAUAUAUUUCUGCGAAACAGCUAAGAGUGAGAUUGUUUGGUUAGAGAUUAUUUGGUUAAGAUGAUUGAUAUUAUUUUCGAUCUGUUUUUGUUGAGGCGAGAGCACUCUCUCAUAUAUGUAUGACUGAGAUGCAUAUAUAAAUGUAUAACAACACACAUACCCUAAGUUAAGUGUUUAGGUCAAAAUUUCACAAACCUACAUCCAGUUCAAGAAACAUCGCUAGCAUUCCCAGAGGCCUAUCUUGAGCUCCCUGUGAGUCACUUUCUCCUCCCAACUCCCAAGAGUGAUGUAUGUAUUGUUAAUUUUAAUAAGUCUUGACAGUUUGCCUUCUAGAAAGAUUCUAACUAUCUACAUUUUUACCAGCAAUGCAUGAGACUAUCUCUUUCCCUCUGUUUCCAGUUAUAGUUAAUUUGCAUUUCCCUGAAUAUCGUAUUUGUUUCCUGUUUGGAUUUUCUAUUUUGUGUAUUGCUUCUUCCUAUCCUUUGCUUCUUUUUCUGUUGAGUUGUUUGUCUUACCUUGUAAAUGUAUAAGAAUUUGUUGCAUAAUAUAGCAAUUAACCCUUAGUCACUCUGGUUCCAAAUAGUUUUCCCAACGCAUUUCUUUUCUUUUUGAUGUGGUGCUAGUUGUACCAGCCCUAUUAAUUAAUAUGUCCUUUUCUAUUGAAUUGAAAUACUAUCUUUGUUAUAUGUAGUCUUGGGAUCAGUCUCUGGGUUGUCUGUUCUGUUCUAGAGGUCUUUUCUCUCUCUUUUUUUAAAACUUACAUUUCUUGUCUCUUUUUACUUUGAAAUUGUUUCAUUAAAUUAAAAUAUCCCUGUAGGGUCUCCAAUUGGAAUUGUCUUAAAUUUGGAAGAAUUAAACAUUUUGUGAUAUAUAUCCUAAUGCUAUGUCUUCUCAUUUUACAGAUCUUGUUUUAUGCCAUUUAAUAAAAUUUUAUGUUUUCAUCGUUAAGGGCCUUGUAUCUUUUCUGUUAUAUUUAUCCUAAGUGUAAUGUUUUUAUAUUGUAAGUGAAAUACUUUCCCCCGUUUGCAUUUCUAGGUUGUUAUUGUUCCUGCAGGGGAAAUGUAUGUCACAGUGGUUAAGAGUACAGACUCCCAAAUCAUACUGCCUGGGGUUGAAUCCUGGUUCUGUCACUUACUGUUCAGCCCAGGCUUAUUAAAAUUAAAACAAAAUCUAAGUUAGAAGUUUAUAUUAAUGAUGUUUUACUGAAACUUUAAUUGUUCCACUGCAGUAUUCAAAGAAUCUCCCUAAACCUUUAAUACUUUUAAGGUUUCUAUAAAUGUUGACCUUAGGUUUUUAGAGUUAUGUAUUCAAAUGCAAAUGCCAAAUAAUGAUUUUUAAUAAACAUUUUAUGAUUAUAUAGAUCUGCAGUUAACUUGGUACUUUACGUAAAUAUUUAUUGCAAUGAUACUAAGCAUUUUAAUUGUGAAUUUUAUUACAUUGUUUUAAUUAAGUUAAUAAUGAGUUAAUAAGCAUGAUUAUAGAGGAUAUUUCAGUGUUUAGUUAACUGUAUGACCUUGAUUUCAAUGUUUCUUUAAUGCCCCAUGUUUGUUUUUUGUUGUUUUAAAAGCUAUGGAAGUGAUAAACAAGUCCAGUGUUAAGUAUUCAGUACAACUUGAAGAUGGGAAGAAUCAGUCAGAAGAAAAGAAUCUUAAAUCUUUAGCAAGUCAGACAUCAAGAGGUUCCACCAAGCUCUCUCCUCAGGCCUUUGGUGUCAGGCUCACAGAUCAGCUGCUGUCAAUCGACCAAAAACAGAAGAGCAUCAGCUCAUUGACUCUUUCCAGUUGUUUAGCUCCACAGUAUAAUCGAGAGGCUUCCGUUCUACAGAAAAAGGAACAUAAAAUAAUGUAUUUCCUAACAGAGAAUAUAAAUAAUGAAAAUAAAGGAAGCAUUAAUUUUAAAAGAAAACAUAUUACAUCUAAUAAUUCAUCAGAGAAAAUAAGUAAACAAAUGGCGUUGGAAGAUACUGAUGAGGCUGAAGCCUACCUGAAUUCUGGGAACUCAGGAGCGUUAAAAAAUCAUUUUUGUGAUAUUAGGUAUUUGGAUGAUUGGGCAAAAAGCCAGCUGACUGAAAUGCUCAAACAGGCAGCAGCCCUGGUGGUAACUCUAAUGUAUACUGAUGGUUCCACCCAGUUAAGAGCCGACCAGACUCCCAUUUCCUCUGUUAGAGGAAUUGUGGUGUUACUAAAAAGCCCAGCAGAGGGUGGCCGUGGGUGUCCAGAUGCCCCGGCCUGUGGCCCUGUUCUGGAGGGCUUUGUGCCGGGUGAUCCGUGUAUCUACAUUCAAAUAGAGCGCUCUGUUCUCUGGGACCAAAAACAGGAGGCACAUCGUCAAUUUGCCCGGAAUGUGCUGUUUCAAACACUGAAAUGUAAAUGUCCUGUUAUUUGCUUUAAUGCUAAGGAUUUUGUGAGAAUAGUGCUGCAGUUUUUCGGUAAUGAUGGCAGUUGGAAACAUGUUGCUGAUUUUGUAGGGCUAGAUCCCAGAAUUGCUGCAUGGCUUAUAGAUCCUAGUGAUGCUGCACCCUCUUUUGAAGAUUUAGUAGAAAAAUACUGUGACAAAUCCAUUACGGUUAAAGUGAGCAGCACAUAUGGAAAUUCCUCAAGAAACAUUGUGAAUCAGAACGUACGUGAGAACCUGAAGAUACUCUACAGACUUACGAUGGACCUUUGCUCUAAACUGAAGGAUUAUGGUUUAUGGCAACUAUUUUGUACUUUGGAGCUUCCUCUGAUACCAAUUUUGGCAGUGAUGGAAAGCCACGCCAUUCAGGUGAACAAAGAAGAGAUGGAGAAGACAUCCUCACUUCUUGGGGCUCGUCUCAAGGAAUUGGAACAAGAAGCUCAUUUUGUUGCAGGAGAACAGUUUCUUAUAAUGAGCAAUAAUCAGCUUCGAGAGAUCCUCUUUGGCAAGUUAAAGCUGCACCUGCUGAGUCCAAGGAACAGUUUCCCCAGAACGGGGCUGCAGAAAUACCCGUCCACAUCAGAAGCAGUGUUAAAUGCUCUGCGAGAUCUUCAUCCAUUACCCAAGAUAAUUUUGGAAUACAGGCAGGUUCACAAGAUCAAGGCAACCUUUGUAGACGGAUUACUAGCUUGCAUGAAAAAGGGCUCCAUUUCCUCUACAUGGAAUCAGACUGGAACUGUGACUGGAAGACUUUCAGCCAAACAUCCUAAUAUCCAAGGUAUCUCCAAGCACCCAAUUCAGAUUACGAAACCUAAGAAUUUUAAAGGUAAAGAAGACGAGAUUCUCACCAUCUCCCCGAGGGCCAUGUUUGUUUCAUCCAAAGGCCACACCUUUCUAGCAGCAGAUUUUUCACAGAUUGAAUUGCGCAUUCUUGCACAUUUAUCUGGGGAUCCAGAACUUCUGAAGUUAUUCCAGGAAUCUGAAAGAGAUGAUGUAUUUUCUACUCUGACUUCACAGUGGAAGGACGUGCCCGUGGAACACGUAACACAUGCAGACAGAGAGCAAACCAAGAAGGUGGUGUACUCGGUGGUCUAUGGAGCAGGAAAGGAGCGGCUUGCCGCUUGCCUUGGAGUUCCUGUUCAGGAAGCUGCCCAGUUUUUGGAGAGUUUUUUGCAGAAGUACAAGAAAAUCAAGGACUUUGCCCAAGCAGCUAUUGCUCAGUGCCACCGGACAGGUUAUAUGGUGUCCAUCAUGGGCAGAAGGAGACCCCUGCCGAGGAUUCGUGCUCGUGACCAGCAACUCCGGUCACAAGCAGAGCGACAGGCAGUGAACUUCGUGGUGCAAGGCUCCGCCGCUGACCUCUGCAAGCUGGCCAUGAUCCGUGUCUUCGCUGCAGUGGCCGCUUCCCGCACCUUGACAGCCAGGCUGGUGGCCCAGAUCCAUGACGAGCUGCUGUUUGAAGUGGAAGACUCGCAGAUCCCGGAGUGUGCAGGUAGCCCGGGGCAGCACAGGGUUGCCUGGACUUCACAAACGGCUAAGGGGAAGCUCCAUGGCCCAUGGCACAACCCAGGAAAGCCCUCCCGGCUGUCAGCCCUUUUACGGCACCUGCUCUGCCUCGUGCUGCUGUGUCACCUGGGUCCUGGCAGGCAGAGGGGCCAGCCUGAGUGUGGGGACCCUUGAAAGGCCUAAGUGGGCUCCAGCCUGGGCCACCAGCCUCCCCGAGAGCACCGGGUGCUCUAGCUGACUGGAGCUCCGGAGAGCAGCUGCAGACACCCAAGGCCUCCAUGUCUUCGGGGUCUGGAAAGGUGGGGAGUGGGCACCGGUAUCACCCAGGCUGACUGGGGACCAGGCUGCAGAGCUGGCAGCAGCUGUUCUUGUUGGGGUGUUGGAGUCCCUGAGGUUCCCCAGGCUCCUCAGGCCUGGGUCUCAUCCUGCCCCACAGGCCACCCCUCUCUGCUGAGCUACAUGGCCCACAGGUGAGUGAGCUCAGGCAGAGUCACCCCCAGCCAUCAGCCCAAGGGGUUCUUUGAAGCCAGGGAUCUCUCUCUCCCUAGGGAGGGCCAGGACCUCCCCACAACACCUAGCCACUGGUCCCAUGGAGGCUCCCAUUGUGGCCUCAUGGGUGAGAUGGGAGAGCAGGUGCCCACGUGGAGCUGUGCCCCUGGCUCUCCAGGCCAGGUCUGUAACCGGCUGGGGCAGCUUCAUGGGUUGGGAGAAGAGGCACAGGGGGCAUCAGGUCUGGAAGCUUCGGGCACCAAUUCCCGGGGGGCAGUCGCCAUGCCCUCCUAGCCCCACCCUCUCCAGUUCUUACCCUUAGGGGUGUGAGGCUCCCAUCCCCAGUGCUCACCCAUCCUGCUCCAUCCUAAAGCAGGGCUCUGCCACUUGAAAACUAUGUCCAGCAACUCAUUUGAAAACACACUCAUCUUACGUGACCAUUUAACAAGUAUAACGUGUGCUCAGCUAUAGGUUAAAAAAGGAAAGAAAACGUUCCCAAAUGGCCUUGUUCCUGGGAGCAGCUUCCUCCAGCUGGCCUGGCAGCUCCUGAGGCAGGCGGCAGCCCGCGCCCUGCUCUCAAGAGCACUCAGGGCCAGGGACUGCAGGGCCUGGGGAAUCAGGGGUCGGGUGGGGCCUGCACUAUCCCUGAAGGGUGGGAGUCAGGUCCUGCCUCCCAGGCAGUGUCUAGCGCCUGGUGUCUCUGCCCCGCCUGCCCUCCCAAGGGCCCCAUAGGGAGCGCCCCAGCUGAGUGCCAGCCCAGCCCCACACUUGCUGCCCCUCUCUGAGCAGCAGUUGCUGGGGAUCACACACUCCGUCACCAGCACCACCCCACCAUGUACGGAGGAGGAACCCGUUCUCUGCACACCCAGGGUAGCUCCAGCCAGCAUGGGUAGCCAACCAUCCAGUUUGGACUAGGCCACCUUUCCAGCCUUGCCCCCAUAACAAGCUCCCCAGGAUGGCUGGGGGCCCUCUGCAGGGCUCCCCACCAUGCACACAGCCCGCGUGCCCACCUGCUGGCCGACAGCUCCCUGCAGACAGUGACCUGCUCCUUCACAGAGGACACUGAGGGCCACAGAGUGCAGGCAGCCACGAGCCCUGCUCACAACACACCAGGCACAGGUCCCCAGGGAGGCUCCGGCUCUGCUGGGGCCAGGAGGGCUGGAAAGUGAGGCAUCGCCCACCACGGCUCGCAGCUCCUGCCACCGCCUUUGUGUUGCGGUGUCACACAGCCCAAAAGGACUAAACGAAUGUUUAUCCACGGGCCCGAGGAUUCAGAGUGAGCCCAGAGAAAGCCUGAGCUUGUGAGUCCUGCCCCCCAUCCCUGCCCAGGCCUUCCCUUUCUCAGGGCUCUGAGCCCCAGUGCUGCACAGUGACCUAGGUCCCCACAACGGGGCCAGCCCACCCGUGGCACAAAGCCACGAUUGCAUCAGACUUCACCCAGCAGUAGUGGGGAUGGGCUUCCUGCAGGCCUGGUGGCUCUGGCUGGUGGGGGCUACCUGUGCCUCCCCCUCCUCCCAGCCCCAGAGCUUCUGGAACAGAGCUGGCAUGACACCUGUCCCAUCCCACGGCCCCCAGCUGGGGCAAGCUGACCCCAAGGGGUGGGGUGAGGGCCAGUGCAGCAUGGCAGGCCAGU